Erigeron canadensis is the source of this 696-nucleotide messenger RNA. Its product is annotated as secreted RxLR effector protein 161-like. Lineage: Eukaryota; Viridiplantae; Streptophyta; Magnoliopsida; Asterales; Asteraceae. The transcript has a single exon. The record is from RefSeq and is a predicted model, not a curated record. The coding region runs from base 1 to 696 and encodes 231 amino acids.
AUGAGUCAUAUCCCAUAUGCUUCGGCUAUAGGAUCGAUCAUGUAUGCCAUGAUAUGUACUAGGCCUGACGUGUCGUAUGCUUUAAGCAUGACUAGUCGUUAUCAGGCUAAUCCUGGCGAGGCACAUUGGAUAGCAGUUAAGAACAUUCUAAAGUAUCUCAGGAGGACUAAAAAGAUGUUCUUGGUCUAUGGAGGGGAAGACGUGUUGAGUGUCAAAGGAUACUCAGACGCUAGCUUCCAAUCGGAUAGAGAUGACUGCUCUUCACAAUCUGGGUUUGUGUUCACUCUAAAUGGGGGCGCAGUUACUUGGAGAAGCUCCAAGCAAAGCACCAUUACGGAUUCGACGACAGAGUCGGAGUAUAUAGCGGUCUGCGAGGCAGCUAAAGAAGCCAUGUGGAUUAAGAAAUUCAUCGGGGAUCUAGGCGUGGUUCCUACCAUCCUUGAUCCCGUUGAGAUUUUCUGUGAUAAUAUGAGUGCGGUUGUCUUGGCUCAAGAACCGAGAUCUCAAAAGCGCACAAGGCACAUACUCCGAAAGUAUCACUAUAUUCGUCAAGUUGUUGCCAAUAAAGACAUUGUCAUUAGUAGGGUCGACACAAGUGAAAACUUGGCCGAUCCAUUUACCAAAGCGCUACCUCAAGCCAAACAUGAGGCUCAUAGUAGAUCUAUUGGAAUUCGUAUUGUUGAUGAUUUGGUUUGA